UUGAAGCCGAUUGGUCUCCGCUUUUCCUUGCCUGUGGCAACUGACAGCACCUCCCAGCCUAGCAGGCCGGCUGCCUGCUCCCCCAGCCAGUCGGUGGGUCUGGGCACUGCAGCAGGCUCGGCUCCAUCCCAGCACUUGCCUGGGAGAAAGAAACGUGGUAUACUCACCCAGAGAGAAUCUCUUUCUACCUUCCUUCCUCCCCGAUCUCUCUGUGUGCUUUUGUGUUACUUUUUUUUUUUCUUUUUUUUUUUUUACUUAAUUAUAUUCCUAAUCCUGGAUGAAGUUGCUGGAUUCCGCAGCACAAGUCUUCAUGAACAAGCAGCACCGCUCAGAGAUUUCACGGCAUUCAAAGGUCACAGAACUGCCACUAUGGUUAAAUGUCUUGUUUAAUGGUUGAGAGGUGUGGCGAAAUCUUGUUUGAAAACCCUGAUCAGAAUGUCAAAUGUGUUUGCAUGCUAGGAGAUGUACGACUGAGGGGUCAGACGGGGGUUCCUGCUGAACGCCGCGGCUCCUACCCAUUCAUCGACUUCCGCCUCCUUAACAAUACAACAUACUCAGGGGAAAUUGGCACCAAGAAAAAGGUGAAAAGACUGUUAAGCUUUCAAAGAUACUUCCAUGCAUCAAGGCUGCUUCGUGGAAUUAUACCGCAAGCCCCGCUCCACCUGCUGGAUGAAGACUACCUUGGACAAGCAAGGCAUAUGCUCUCCAAAGUGGGAAUGUGGGAUUUUGACAUUUUCUUGUUUGAUCGCUUGACAAAUGGAAACAGCCUGGUAACACUGCUGUGCCACCUCUUCAACACCCAUGGACUCAUUCACCAUUUCAAGUUAGAUAUGGUGACCUUACACAGGUUUUUAGUCAUGGUUCAAGAAGAUUACCACAGCCAAAACCCAUAUCACAAUGCUGUUCAUGCGGCCGACGUCACCCAGGCCAUGCACUGCUACCUAAAGGAGCCAAAGCUCGCCAGCUCCCUCACACCUCUGGACAUCAUGCUUGGACUGCUGGCUGCCGCAGCCCACGAUGUUGACCACCCAGGGGUAAACCAGCCGUUUUUGAUCAAAACAAACCACCACCUCGCCAACCUAUAUCAGAAUAUGUCUGUGCUGGAGAAUCACCACUGGCGAUCUACGAUCGGCAUGCUUCGAGAAUCAAGACUUCUGGCUCACUUGCCAAAGGAAAUGACACAGGAUAUUGAACAGCAGCUGGGCUCCUUGAUCUUGGCAACAGACAUCAACAGACAGAAUGAAUUUUUGACCAGAUUGAAAGCUCACCUCCACAAUAAAGACUUAAGACUGGAGGAUGUACACGACAGGCACUUUAUGCUUCAGAUUGCCUUGAAGUGUGCUGACAUUUGCAAUCCUUGUAGAAUCUGGGAGAUGAGCAAGCAAUGGAGUGAAAGGGUCUGUGAAGAAUUCUACAGGCAAGGUGACCUUGAACAGAAAUUUGAACUGGAAAUCAGUCCUCUUUGCAAUCAACAGAAAGAUUCAAUCCCUAGUAUACAAAUUGGUUUCAUGACCUACAUCGUGGAGCCCCUCUUCCGUGAAUGGGCCCGUUUCACGGGACACAGCGCCCUGUCUGAGAGCAUGCUAAGCCACCUGGCGCACAACAAAGCCCAGUGGAAGAGGCUGUUGCCCAACCAGCACAGAAGCAGCAGCGGUGGCGGUGGCAGCGGCGGCCCAGACCACGCCGGCCCAGGGACCGAGGCUGAGGAGCAGACCGUGACCGAAGGCGACGCCCCGUAGUGCCAGCCAGGCCUGCCCCCUGCUCUGCACACUGAGAAUGCCAGCCUCCUCGCGCAGAGGCCUCUGGGAGGGCAGAUGAUCUGAGGGGCUCUUGCCGGUAAACCCAGCCCCUCUCUGGGUGUCGUCCUGGGGCUCUUUGGAACGCCAUCCUCCUCCCACUCACCUGCCUCCCUCCUUUUUCCAAGUGUACAGAAGCCACCCGUCACCUCAGCAUUAGCUGCCGAAAUAAGCAACUCCAUUCCGCCAUGAGGGAGCUGAUUCCAGGGGCCGGCUUGGCCCUCGAGGUGAAGACUGGGGAGUAAGAAAGAGGUGCUCCUGCCGUGGGCCCCUCGGGUCCUGGGUCACACUGAGACAGGUGGCACUUCCUAAGUCCAGAGCAUUUUUAGCAUUGGCCGUUGGACUGCUGAUCUGCAUGACAAAAACACCAGCAUAUUUGGAACUCCAAGGAUAUUGGUUUCAAGUGCAAGAGCACAAAUGAGAGCGUGAGAGAAAGUACCUUCUAUUUUAAUAAUAAUUAUUAUUAUAAAAAUAAUAAUAAAUCUUUUUAACUUUUCUAUUUUAUGCACUAGACAAUGGAUCUAAAACUAUGGGCAAACAUUACUCAAUGGACCCAAACUCGAACAGAGGGUUCACUGUUUUCUUACGGACUUUAUGCCACUUUGGGUCAGAGAUUUGGCAUCUUCUCAAUUAAGAAACCAUGUUUCCUAUCCGAUCCAAGGGGAAGGUGCUGUACAGUUCAUUCCUUUGCACCAUUUGCCAAUCUGUCUUUUAUCGAUAACUCAGAUUCAGUGACAUGUUUAUAUCCACACCUGUACAUUCUCUGUAAAUAUCAAGCGCUACUGAUUCCCAUGCCAAAAUACAUGAGUAUUAUGGGAUUGCUACCUGUAUAAACAAUGGCACUGUGAACAGAAUACUGUUAGUUUUAAUACAAGAGAAUGCAUUUGUAAAUAUGGUAUAGAGUUUAUUAAUAUACUAUUGUUUGCAGAUAAAGGCCUUAACUUUAAACAUCUUUCAUCUUCUGAAAGCUGCCCAACUUAAAUCCUCACAGAUGUCCUUCUGAACUGCCUUCCCAUGUCCAUCUUUAUGCUUUCCAGCUAAGGUCACAAAGCAAAACUGAAUAAAGUCUUUGAGGAAAUAUUUUGGAAACUUCACAUGCAUUCCACUUGAGACCAUAGUGUUUAAUCUGUGGCACCAAGCAUUGUUUCCUCAGAUGAACAAGACCCUUCAGCAAGCCUGAAGUCACUUUCAACACAGCAAUGUUGCACUCUGUUUUAACAAGCCAGCUGAUAAGCUUGUGUUUAUACGACUCUUGUCAUGGACAUGGCAGUGUGUCAGCCUCGCGGGACACAUAGCAGGUCUCACAAACCUUCCGUGACCCUGUCAUCUAUCCAUCAGGGACUUCCCUGCUCCCCUAGCACACUGUCGUCUGUUCUGGCUACAGUACCAAAGCAUCUUUGGUUUAUGUCCCUGGACCAUCACGAGCUGACUUCCCGAGUUUAAUUCCUUCAGUGCUUGAGAAGAAAGGAAUCAAAAAGCUAUUUUUAGUAAGUGAAAGCUAAAGUUAAAAUCAAAUUAAGAGAGAGAGAAUAGAUAUCACUGCCAGGCCUGAUAGGCAAAGCCUUUUUCUUUUUACAGCACCUGUGAACAGUCAGAACCUUGUUCCUGGAACGCUGACCUCCCCAUAACUCCCUGCUAGGCUGAGUGAAAAUCCUGCUCUGUUUCUACCUGCCUAAGGCUUCCCGCAAUGGGACGUGGAGCGUGUCCUGCAAAGCUGUCACCAGGUAGUGCUUCCUACAAGCCACAGACUUGUUUUGUAACCUUUUCUGAUGUUGAAUCAGAUCUGCUCACUGAUUUGAACAUUGGUUAUGAGCUUGUAGCUCACUGUAUUUCUUAUGCUUUGUUCUUUUACGCAAACCCUUACAAUUGUGUUGUUUUGUGUACACACGUGAGGUUUGAAAAAAAAAAAACACACCUUGUGAGUUUUUGCUCAAAAUGUGGCCGAAAUAUCCAUUGGCAUGUCUAGAUAAACAAUUAAAAAUAAAGAUAAUUCCUUAAAAAUAUUGCAAUAUGAAAAUAUUCUGAUUCUCACCAGGUAACAUGUUACCAGCCAACCAAUCAGAUUCAAGGUCAAGGUCAAGAGCACAGAUGCAGCCAUGGUCCACAGGACUCAUUCCACCAGGGGCUGCAGAAACAGCCAUGUCCAUGAAGCCAUCAUUUGCCAGUUAGUACCAAGAUAGGGAAAAAGGGCCACCAUUCAGCUCUGCAUUUCCCCUGAGUCCUGAUAUUCUUCUGACCCACAUUUGUCAAAUUCAUAGAUGAAUGAGAAUGAGGUACAAUGUUUUAGGUUGGGGAAACAUAGUGGACUUACUUGUGAAAACUAUGGUCUUGCAUUUCAGGAUUGGAAGCCAGCAAGAACAAUAGAACAGUUCAGUCAGGACAACUGAGUGUCUAAAUCUAUCUGGAAAUAGAGGAGAAAAAAAAAAAACCCACCACCCAUGGUUCCCAGAAACAGUCUUGUAUCUUUACAUAGUGUCCUCAUAUUCAUUUUGUUAAGAUUUGUAUUCAGAAUCUCACUGAUUCCCUAAUACUUCCCCAUGUCUGAAUGCAAAGUCACUUUUUUCAUUUGUCCACACUCCAUAUCAUCCAAUCAAAAUCAAAAGUGGGACCCCAGUGGUUUCCCAAGUAAAGGUCAGACAUGACUUUCAAAUGUACCCAGGAACCUAGCAGACACAUCGUCAAAUAGGCCAAGCCUAUGUAAGCAAUUGAAUUUAAAUCAAUGAAUUUUUUUUUAAAGAAAAAUCUUUUAUUGCAAUCAAUAUAGUAUAUGCUGUUUCAUACCCA
This is a messenger RNA of Eubalaena glacialis (North Atlantic right whale), 4580 nucleotides long. RefSeq names its product phosphodiesterase 7B (gene PDE7B). The record is from RefSeq and is a predicted model, not a curated record. NCBI's taxonomy places the organism in Eukaryota, Metazoa, Chordata, Mammalia, Artiodactyla, Balaenidae. The transcript has 14 exons. The coding region runs from base 378 to 1739 and encodes 453 amino acids. Gene Ontology annotation, molecular function: 3',5'-cyclic-AMP phosphodiesterase activity.